This is a messenger RNA of Nicotiana tabacum (common tobacco), 497 nucleotides long. Lineage: Eukaryota; Viridiplantae; Streptophyta; Magnoliopsida; Solanales; Solanaceae. The record is from RefSeq and is a predicted model, not a curated record.
ACCGCUUCCGCUUCGCAUAUAAAGUUGAAACGCUCGAUAGGGAAUAUAAACCCUCUCUCUUUCUCUCCCUCUCCCUGGGAAAAAUGCCGUCAUUUCCUCGACCAGGCUCAGUCACCGUCUGCGAAAUCAACCGAGACCUCAUUACUGCGGAAGAACUCUCUGAUGAUGGAGCUAAGGAAACCUACGGCAAGGUUCUGGGAAUUGUGUUCAGUCCGGUUCCUUUUCAAUCAGAAAAUUUGUCGAGUGCGCUGAGCCCUGAACAAGGUGCCAUUGAUGGUUUAAACCAGAGGAAGAGUGGUUUACUUUGGGCAGCAUUGCAGACCGUCUCUACUGGUUCACACUUUUUUCGCCCAAUUGAUGUAAACAUCCAUUUCUUGAUCCCUUGUCAAAUAAAAAAAGAAAUAAUUCAUUUCUUAAUCACUAUGAAGCAGUUUCCCGUUGCAUUUACGACUCAUUCAUACAAAAGCUUUUCAAUGUCGUGAACAUCUUUUUCUCCA